Messenger RNA from Aegilops tauschii subsp. strangulata, 2046 nucleotides. Its product is annotated as glucan endo-1,3-beta-glucosidase 3. Gene Ontology annotation, molecular function: hydrolase activity, hydrolyzing O-glycosyl compounds. The record is from RefSeq and is a predicted model, not a curated record. Gene Ontology annotation, biological process: carbohydrate metabolic process. NCBI's taxonomy places the organism in Eukaryota, Viridiplantae, Streptophyta, Magnoliopsida, Poales, Poaceae.
CUCGCCACACCUCCCCGGCCUGUCCAGCUUCUCUUCUUCCUCUCGACCCCUGCUUCUCCCCUUCUCAUCCCCCUUUCACUUCUUCGGCUUCCUCUUCCUAUCAAGUUGCCUUUGGCUUCUUCGGCCUCUUCUUGGCCAAGUUAUCAUCCAUCGACUUAGGCAGUCUGGAUCUUGAAGAAAAGGAGUAGCUAGCUAGGUUCCUUUUGCUUCCCCCGAGCUGGGAGAGGGAAAACAGGGCGGGGAAGAGAGAGCCAGGAACCUGAGGUUGACCGGGCUAAAGUAGUCUGGAGCUCCUGGCCGGGCCUUUUUCUUUUGGCGACGACAUGGCGAAGCUCCACUUCUUCCUCCUGUUGCUGCUGGCCGCCGCCCAAGCUACUCACGGCGAGGAUGGGGCGUACAUCGGCGUCAACAUCGGCACGGCCAUGUCAUCGGUGCCGGCUGCCACGCAGAUCACGACGCUGCUCCGCUCGCAGAACAUCCGGCACAUCCGCCUCUACGACGCCGACCCGGGGAUGCUGUCGGCGCUCGCCAACACCGGCAUCCGCGUCAUCAUCUCCGUCCCCAACGAGCAGCUCCUCGCCAUCGGCAACUCCAACGCCACGGCGGCCAAGUGGGUGGCGCGCAACGUGGCCGCCCACUACCCCUCCGUGAACAUCACGGCCAUCGCGGUCGGCUCCGAGGUGCUCUCCACGCUCCCCAACGCCGCCCCGCUCAUCAUGCCCGCCAUGCGCUACCUCCAGAACGCGCUCGUGGCCGCGGCGCUCGACAAGUACAUCAAGAUCUCCACACCACACUCGUCCUCCAUCAUCCUCGACUCCUUCCCGCCGUCGCAGGCCUUCUUCAACCGCUCGCUCGACCCCGUGCUCGUGCCGAUGCUCAAGUUCCUGCAGUCCACCGGCGCCCCGCUCAUGCUCAACGUCUACCCGUACUACGACUACAUGCGCUCCAACGGCGUCAUCCCGCUGGACUACGCGCUGUUCCGGCCGCUGCCGCCCAACAAGGAGGCCGUGGACGCCAACACCCUGCUGCACUACACCAACGUCUUCGAUGCCGUCGUGGACGCCGCCUACUUCGCCAUGGCGUACCUCAACGUCACCAACGUGCCGGUCAUGGUGACGGAGACCGGGUGGCCGCACAAGGGCGACGCGUCCGCCGAGCCGGACGCCAACAACGACAACGCCGACACGUACAACAGCAACCUCAUCCGGCACGUGAUGAACGUCACCGGCACGCCCAAGCACCCCGGGGUGGCCGUGCCGACGUUCAUCUACGAGCUGUACGACGAGGACACCCGCCCCGGCACCGCGUCGGAGAAGUACUGGGGCCUGUUCGACAUGAACGGCAUCCCGGCGUACGCGCUGCACCUGACGGGCUCCGGCGUGCUGCUGGCCAACGACACGACGAACCAGACCUACUGCGUGGCGCGGGAGGGCGCGGACGAGAAGAUGCUGCAGGCCGCGCUCGACUGGGCGUGCGGCCCGGGGAAGGUGGACUGCUCCGUGCUGACGCAGGGGAAGCCGUGCUAUGACCCGGACACCGUGGAGGAUCACGCCACGUACGCGUUCAAUGCCUACUACCAUGGGAUGGGGAUGGGCUCAGGGACGUGCUACUUCUCCGGCGUCGCCGUGAUCACGACGACCGAUCCGAGCCAUGGAUCUUGUGUCUAUAGUGGGAAGAACGGCAGCGCGUUGCUGAAUGGAACCUCGCUGGCGCCGUCGUCGAACUCCACCACGGACUCCGGCUCCUGGCGGGCAGCCGGCGAUGUGACGUCGUUCGUCCGGAUCGUCGUCACCGCGCUGCUCUUGAGCGUCGUCGCUCUGUUGUAGGAUGUGAGUAGUAGGAAGUCAGGCAGGCAGCAGAGUAGGGAAGCCGUGCUAUUAGUGACGUGAGAUAUUCUUUUUUGUUGUCAAGUGGAAUUGGCCUCGGUGCUGCUGGGUGGCAAGUGCCAUUCCAAAUGGAACGGGAUGUGGUUAUGUUGGCUCUUAAGAUAUGAGCUCGUACUCUGGUACUGGUUGGGAAUUUGGGAUUGUAUUGGAUGUUGGAUCA